CAGGAAUAACGAGGUUUUGUUUCAACGAAUUGUCUCAUGAACUGUCGUUUCUCACAUGCAGAAGUAAUACCACAGAGGGUAAUUACAAUACAAAUUUCGACGAGGGCGGCGAGUUUGCAAAGAGAGGGAAACCGAUAGGAAAGUACAACGUAUCAGUGGAAAUGAGUUAAGAUCCGAAGGGUUGGCAUCACUGUCCAACAGGCCUCGACCCUGUUCAGGGAGGGGGAAAGCCUGCUUCAACUAGUCCUGGAGCGCGCCUGAGCCCAGACUCUGCAAAGUACGACCCACGCCAACGCUGUCUCGGAUAGGCAAAGCUUCAAAAUCAAGAGUGGAUUUCUUCUUCCCUUUUCGGAUCUCCCCAGUCUCAGAGUCGAGCUGUCUUGGUUAUUUUCGUUGAGUGCGGGAGACGGACAAUACAAGGAGUGUAGCUGCCCACCCACAAUCCUAAGAUCAGCAUAGCCGUGAUCAACCGGGCUUAACCAGACUUACCGUGUGGCGUAUAGAGAUAUCGCUUGCCCACCUAGCACUGUCGCCGAGGCUAACCGUCGGUGACGAUUCAGCCGCCAUCUAUCACAAGACGCGUGCCGCCCUAGCAUCCGUCGGAAGCCAACGAACGCAUAAGUUUUUCCUCAGAAUGUGCUUCGAAAAUAACGCGAUUUCGUAGGAGUCGAUUGUCCACGGUUCCACUGUCCUCGUGAUAGGUUAAAUGUUGUGAUCUGGUGACCCGAACAACGAAGCCAACAUGGAUGCAUACGACAAGAAGUUUGCAGAGAUGCAAAAAUACAUUCCGUUCUUGGAGGCGAUGAUUGAGCGGCUCCAGAAGGUCAAGGAUAAGUCAAGGGAAGCUCAGUUGCAGAAGAUGCAAAGUCUACAUGGGAUCCUGUCCAACAGCAAAAGAAAGUUGAGGAUCGAAACUUUACAGAGAUGCGAGGAUGUCCUGCAGAAGCUACACAAUAAAGUAGAAAAGGGAAAUACGGCAGGCAUUAAUCCCCUGCACAAGAAAUCUGGAGAAAACUCUACGCAAAACGUAAGCUCAAAGGACACGGCUAAGACCAAGUUAGCUGAACCUUCUCAAGAAAAAAUGUUGGAAAAUGAAACGCCAGCAAGUCCCAGUCCAACCGGGAGCCCUGAACACAUGCCAAAAUCGAGUCCUAUUAUUAUACCUACCGAGCGAAGUGAUGAAGCAAGCACCUGUAACUGUGACAGUAAACCUGCCAGUCCUGAUCAAUGUGAAAACAUACCAGUAACAAUCCCAAUUAUCAUUCCCACUGAGCGUAAAGCCGAAUGUAAAAAUAACCAAAAUUCUACGAAUCAUAAUUCAAAUAACUGUGGGUCGGAUAGCAACGAUCCUUUCGCUGAGUGGGAUAUGCUCGAGGAGUCAGAGAAUCAAAUUAACAAGUCGCGUAGAAACACAUGGCAAUCUGUGAUUGCGCCAGGAACCGAUGUAGCCACUGCUGCGAAAUUAGUUUGUGAUAAUUUACCACAAAAAGUCAUUCCGGAGGGUAGACCCCAUGUACCAAUGGCACCUCGCCAUAUACCAACUGUACCUGCUCCUUCAUUGCGAAGAAUUAUGUCAGCUUUUGAUAAGAGUAGGCAUGGUAGUACGAGUGUCGGUACAAUGCACUCUGAUAGAAGGUCACAAUCCCCGGUAAAUGUACCAGAAGUUCGGCUCAAGUCUCCCGAUCCAGAUAUAUUAUUCCCAAGACUAAAAAUUACAUCGCCGCGCCAGAAAGAUAGUGUUAAUCAACCAAAAUUAAGCCCCAAACCUUCUACACCGUUACUGGUCUCACCGCCGUCGGUACUUACUGAACCACCGCUUUCUAUAGAGGAUCUAGCAGAAUUACUAUGCGAGGAAGGUGAUGGCGGAAAAAAAGAUCAACAGAACAAAGAUAUCGCGGUUAACGAUGCAAAAUCCAAGACUUCAAAGAACUCUGGGAUAGAUGAUGUUAGUAAGAGUAAAAAGGAAACGUUGGCAAGCAAAAGUCAAAGAAGAAAUCUGAAAGAUGUCAGCGAAGUAUCGAAAGUUCCGAAUAGUUUCGUGUUGACUCAAGAGGACAUAGACAGAGAAAGUGAAAGGAGAUGGGAAGAAAUAGAUAAACAUAUUGUUAAAUUAACUGCUCGAAGAUGCUUACCUAAUAAGCAUUCAAUUUCCUCGCCAAGUUCGAGACCCGAAACUUCCAAAGCUGGUGAUACCAAAGUAACACCUUCACCACCUAGAAUAUCACAGCCGUUAUUAUCCCCAGGCCUAUUGAGCGCAGAUAAGCCUGUCGAUCAUAGGAAUCUUCCACCAUCUCCGAUGCAAAAUACAAUUAUAGAGAAGGAAAAUGAAAAAGAACACCGCUAUGCGGAUAAUUACGAGCGACACCCGCGGCAAUUUAGAGAUUUGCAUGAGAGAGAAUGCGGAGAUGACGCUAAAGACAUGAAUAUAGUUUCCGGUAAUCUGUCUCGACCAACGGAGGAGCAACUAGGAAACAUAAUAUACCCAAAUCUUCGGAACAAUAUCGAUGCGGGCUUAAAGACUGACGAAAGCACAAGGAAUGCACCGCUUUACCAGAGACGCAGUCAGUCAAAUGUUGUGUCGGCUGACGCGGCGUGUACACUUGGCAGGAAUGACGAGUUCAGACGAGAAAACGUCGACUAUUUCAACAGGAACACUGGCACAAUGACGAAAAGAAAUCCCUUAUUACCUUCGCCCAUGGUCCCCGAGUUUCCUAACUCUCCCCAAUGGGGUUCGGGGUCAAGUUACAGUGGAAAUAUUCGUCCCCCACCCGCAACAGCUCCCCCCAAUACUUACCAACGUAACCCGAACAGUACAAAUUUCCAUCAAGACAUGUGGCAAAUGGGGUCAAACUGUCCUCCAGGGAUGACCUCCGAUUUUCACCAAAUGAAUGACCCCGAAUCUAGAAUACCGCAGUUCAAUCCUCACCCGCCGCCGAUCAGACCGAUGAUCAAUCCGGCAUCUCGACCGCAGGAAAUAAAUCGUGGUCUGCAUUCCGAAGGCGGAUUCAGAGAAGAAACGCCCGGCCCAACCUCCGUGAUACAGCCCUUGCUUUCACCACCCGCUUUUCCGACUGGGCCGCAAUAUAGGAAUACCAGAAUGGAGAACAGGUCCUACGACGCGUCGUACGAUAGACCAUCGGACAUUUCUCAACCGCGACACACCUGGGACUCGUCAUCGACCAGGGUUAGUGAUGUUGGGUAUAGAAGGGACGGCGAUUCCGCUCGCGGCAGGUCCGGAAAUGACGGACCAGUCUGCAGGCCAGGAACGCCCGCACCUUACGCCAGGCCAGGCACUUCUUCUCCGCUUUGGAGUCGAGACAGAGAACGGAAUGACAAUGACUGGAACCGACGUGGACGAGGAAGAGAACGUUACUACAAUGACAGGGGUGGUAGAGGCGAUUCCAGAUGCGGGUUCGCACGCGAUUCUCGAAGAACAGAUUGGGAACGUGACGGCCAUAAUGAGAGGGAUAAUCGAGUUCGGUUGAACAGGGAUAACAGAGUUUCCGAAAGAGAUCCUCGCGUACGAGCCGAGCAGAGACCGCCGAGUCCAGUUAUACCCAAAGAGACUGUAACGGCAACAACGGUUAGAGACCCUCGAUUGAUAAAAGACACUUUCAAUGUAGUCGAUCCGAUCACAGACGUCGUGGGAUCAUCAGGUGACAGAGAUCCAAGAAGGCGUAUUUCUGAAACAAAGGUAAGCAGAAAGAGCCCGAAUGGAAUACAGCCAAGAGGAAAGGAGAAAAAUAAGAACCACAAAUUGAUUGAAGCGAAAAAUCGCAGAGAAUCUGAAGCUGAAGAUAAGGAGAGCGAUAAAAUGUCAAAAGAUAAAUUACACUCUCCGCUUGAAUGUCUGUAUGGCGUUAUUGAUACUAAAGCUAAAACUGGACAAGGUUACGGCCUUCAAAAGUUUAAAAUUCCGAAAAUCAAACGGCCCGAUCCUCCACCUCCUCCAUUAAAAACUGAAACUGCUGCCACUGAAGUAAAGGUAUCAGAGAUCAGUUCUUCUGUAACGCCCGAACAGUUACCUGUAACAAGUCAACAAAAUGUUAAAGAUGAGAAGAAUGAGGACGAUCAAAUUACGCGAAAGGUGAAAGACGAAAGUGGAAGAACGGAUGAUGCGGCAAGCGCAUUGACCGUAAAUAUCUCGAAACCUGAACAACUGGACGAUAAUAAAGUUCAUGAUACAAUAAAUAACAAAGUUGUUUCGCCAAUUGCAGACGAUGGUUGCGACGAAGUGACUACUUCUACUCAAGUAGAUCCUUUGAUCGAUUCUGUCCAACAAUUGAACAGUAUUGACCCUCCAAAGGAAUCAGAUACUUCUAAACCGAAAGAAGAAGUGACCAAAGAAUGGAUCGAAGCCUUAAUUAGAAAAUCCUUUGAAUUCGGUCAGGGAAAACAACUUUUUGAUCAAGCGAAAUUAUUACACAAACUAGGCGAAGCUCUUCAUUCAAAGAAGAUGAAAAAGAUUAAAAAAAUUAUCGAGUCAGAUUCUGAAAGUAGUAGCUCAAGCACAGAAGAAGUUGUGGAAUCAAGAAAGUUGCAAGUAAGGAAAAAAAGGCGUGUAAUUUUUUCAGACAGUUCGGAUGAAGAAUCAUUAGCAGAUAGAUUGGGUUUGCUCAAAGAUACGAUGAAUGAACAGAAUACCAAUGAUGCCACAAAAACUACGGACAUUGGGCAAGAGAGCAAACUUGAUGCUAGCAGUCAAAAUGACAAUGACACUACAUCAGAAUCUAAACUCGAUAUUGUCGAGAAAUCGAAAAGUUCCGACGAAGAUGAGAAAGUUUCUAAUACCACAGCUGCAGUUGAAGAGGUAGCAAUUUCAACGCCAAAGAAAAAGAGAAGCUAUAAAAAACGAGGGAAAGGUUCAAAGAAAAAAGAAUCAGCCACCGAAGACCCUGUGGAAAGCAACGUGGCCGAAUCGGAUCUAUCGAAAGACGAUCCGCUGCCACUUAACGAAAAUGACAAAGUUAAGGAAAAGGUGCCUGCAAAAAUGAAGAACAAGAGAAGAAAUUCUUUGGAAAUGUUGCAAGAGGAUAUAAGAGAAAUGUUUAUAAGUGAAGGAGUUGUUACUGCAACUGGACAUCGAAUGUGCAGAUUGAUCAAAGAAGGGAACGGCAAUUUGAACUCUACUGUACAAACGCUUCCGAACAGUUCUAGCGAAGCGACUGACAAGAAAACGCGUAAAUCCGGUAGCAAACAUAACAAUAAUUCCGAAACUGAUGAAAUAGAUUUUGCUGAACAGUCAAAAGCAAAUGAUUUCGAUCAGAGUAACCGUAGCAAGCAUAAAGCUUCUAAAUCUUCGCAAUCAGAAGGUACCAAAGGGUCACAUCUCGGUUUACAAAAACGAACUUCCAAACGGGUUUCGAAAGUCAUUUCAAGACAGUAUAUAGACUCGUCGGAUAGCGCGGACGAUGAACCACUGAUAAACUCGUUAACGCCCUCCGAAAGUCUCAAGUCUCUUUAUAGUUUGCAAUCAGAAGCAACAACCGUAACAGAGCGAAGCGAAUCACCGCAAAAGUCCGAAGCUUCGCAAUCUCUGGACGCAGAAAAGUUUGAGGAAUCGCGGGAAGUGAUGUUACGACGUAGCAAACGUAUCCCGAGAGUAGUAGUUGAAAAAACUGAACCUAGUAGAAUUGACUCUUCCAAGAUAAUGUUCGAUAGUUCUUCGGAUGAAAGUUUUGGCAUUGAUGUGUCCGACCUGGCUGCAGCAGUCGAUAUAUCCCUUCAUCCAGAACCUGAAUCUCAACAUGAGCCCGAGAUAGUCGAAAGUCCAAGAGUAUCUAGAAGAAAAACUCGCACGCAAACCACUGAAAAGCACAAUCAGAGAUCCAAAAAUGACAAGUCAGCCAAAACCACCGAAGACAAAGUUGACGAUACAAUGUCAUUGACUGACGAAGGUAGCGUUUUGUCAGACAUCUCCAUGUCUGGCAGUAGUACAUUCAGUAGAAGGAAUACCAAAAGUUCGAAUAUCAAAAAUACACCCAAAAGUCAACAAGACACAAACGAAGAAUUGCUGAGCAACAUUUUGAUUGGGCUAACUGCUAAACCAGCAGUCACAGAGGAAAUUGAGAAAGAAAGUGAUGCAGAUGCAGAUGAAGAAUUGGAUGAAAGUAUUGGUGAUACUGAAGGAAUCAAAAAAGGUGUCACAAAGCGAAAAAAGAAAAAAUUUAAUUGGCAAUUGGGUAUUUUAUCUAAGAAAAAAAAGAAAAAGAAGAAAACAUCCGCUUCGAUAUCUCCUGGAAUUCCAGCAUCAGAAGCUGAUCUUAAUGAUAAAACUUUGAAUAUUGUCGAAUCUCUUGACUCGUUGCAAGAACCAGGAAGCCCAAAUCUAUCUCGAAACAAUGAUGCUUUGGGAAAUGACGAAGCUACCUUUCAACAAACUGUGCCAGGCACAGACUCUGUCAACUCGAAUUCUGAAGUACAAAGGUGCAAAAACAUGAAUGUUCCAGAUAUAAAACAAUGCAAAGAUGGCGGUGAACCAGCCGAGAUGGAACAUACCACCGAUAAUGAAGCAUAUGGGAUUGACCAAGUCAACACGUUUGAGGAUCUAAGUGCUUCGGAGGCUGAAAAAUUACUCGAGCAUGCAUGGACAGGUCAAGAGAGAUAUAAGUGUAUGUUGUGCACAUUUACAGGUAAAAAUAUUGUUCAUCAUUAUAAAUUAAAUCAUCAUGAAGAUGAAGUUCUGAUUUCAAGACUUCCGCAAUCCGAUGCAAAAGUAGCAAUUGAAGAAUCGAGUAACAGUGAUAUGAGAAGAGCUGGCCCAAAGUCGUGUGGCAAUGGAAAGUUUGAGUAUAAUUGUAGAUUCUGCCUUUUUUCUACAACGGAUACGAAGGAACUUGCAAAAGAAGCGUUUUACGAACAUUGUACUACUCACACAGGAGAAUAUAGAUUUAAAUGUGUCAGCUGCCCAUACCAAACUGUUGCCAAAUCCUCUCUUAAAUCCCAUUACUAUAAGGUGUGUCGUAAAUUUGCGGACAAUGUUUCGGUGGCGAUCAUUGAAGAUAGUAUACCCAAGGAAGAUGCCGUACACGGUUACAUUUGUUCUCUAUGCAAUUUUGUACAAUUAAAAAAGUGCAACAUUGAAAAGCAUUUAGUUGUAAAGCAUCGUUCCAAUUCCACUGCAAAAAUUGUUGAAAUAAAUAUGUCAAAAAGAGUUAAUGCAGUAUCUAGUACCAAGAUUGACUCCACUGUAACGCACAAGGACAAUAUAGGGGGAAAUGAUAAUGUAUCAGAUGCUGAAAAAAUCAAUAUGACAGUCACAGACGUGUUAGACCAGACAGAUGAAAUUAUAGAAAUUAUUGAGAAUGCAAUGGACAUACAACAAGUUCCGAUAAAAGAUACUGAUGGCCCAAAAAAAGUUGCCACAGCUGAUGUAAAUGCUGAAAUAAAAGUUACUGAAGAAAGUAGUUUCGUGCAAGUUCCAACUGAUGCUGACAAUAGUAAAAAAGCAGUGGAUAACUCAACAGAUGAGAAAGCAUUAGCUGUUGAAAAAAUUGCAAUUAAGGAAAGUACAGAAAACACAUCUGUUUUGCCACAACAAGAAAACGAAACAUCAAUUGUUGGUGGAAACUUGAGUGUCUUUGUAUGUCCGCCAGAAGUAGCAAUUAAAGAGCAUGAGAUUCAAUUAGAGAGGAAAAAAAAGAUGCAAGAGAUUGUAGAAAAUAUUGGGAUCAAAGUUAACAAAGAUGGAUUAAAGAAAUCUCUGUCAAUAAUCGAUAAGCUGAAAGUCAAAAUGGACACAAAUUCUCAAGUAGAUAAGGAACCAAAUGCAGUAGUGAGUAACAGCAACGAUCCACCUAUAAAUUUGCCACACAAAUCUCAGCCAAGCUCGGAUAUAAAUUUAUCUCAAUCAAAUGUGGAAGAAAAUCUUCGUGAUAAGGAACCGUCUCAGUUGAAUAUAGAUGAAAAUUCCUUUAAUCAAAUAACGCUUGUACCUGAUUCAAAUUUGAACAUCUCAACAAAUUGCGAAAAAGGCUUGGGUCUUCAAGACAACUCGAAUGAUUCAAACAAUUCAGAAUCAAAGCCAAAAGAUCCGCUGGUAUCCUUUGACGAUACGUUGCCAAAUUUUGGCAGUGAUACAGAGACAAGUGACGUCGAAAUGACAAAUACAUUUGAACAUUUUGAGUCAGAUUCCAGUAACGAACAGUCAGAGAAUCAAAUACCCCAAGAUGUCAACUCGUUACUGAAGGAAACUGCAACUGAUAAUAAUGCUUCUGCUAGAGGUCUCAUGGCCAUAACAAUCCAGAGACUUGCAGCUCAGCUACAGAGUGCAAAGACUGGUAUGUCUAGUCAAGCUAUAGAUGAUGAGCAGAUGAACGUUGAUCAGGCGGAUGAUGAAAAAAUUAUUCCCGAAGCACCUGAUGUUGUACCAUUAUCCAGUAUUAAACAAUUGUGGAAUAACCAGUUUACCAAGCCUAAAGAAGCCAGACUCGAACAGUCAGAUGACUCGAACCCACCAAAGACUUUGAUUAGGAUACGACGGCUGAGCGGUGACAAACUUUCAGUGCCUUCAAAUCCAGUCGAACCUCAGGAAGAAAAUCAAUUAUCCAGCACUGAAGGAAGUGCUUCAGACUUGGGAGCGGAUGUUCUGCAGACAGACACAGAAGAAGAAUGCUCGUUUUUAAGAAUAGAAAAUGUUGUCAGCCUUGCCCCAAUGGGGGAUGAUGCAGAGGAUGAAAGUUCUAUAAUCAGCGAUAUAAGAAAAGCUGUUGAAACGUCGCCCGUGAAACCUCGGAUAUCAAUAUUAAAGAAGAGCCCAAUUAUUCUACAGAAAGUGGGAAAUAGAUCUGUUUUAAAUCAACGGCUUAUGAGCAGUAUGAGCAACACUGGAGAACCCUUAAAAAUAAUUCCCCUGAAAAGUCUCCCAUCUACAUCUCAAACUUCGAACAAGCAAGUCGUAGCCAAUAUUGUGCCAGUACAAUCCACUUCAAAACUUCAAACCGGUACGCACCUAAAGAAGUCGGUUUUUAUGCCAAAAAUUGUGAAAACAACUGGCACAGCCACAAUAGCCACACAAGUAAAACCAGCUGGAAGUGUUCAACUCCCUGCGAAACCAAAUUACAAAAUAAUCAAGCUCACAAGAACAGCAACAUUGCUCAAGCACAAGGAAUGCGUUGCGCAAUCAAUUGCUAUAAAACUUAAAUCACCAGAAGCUUAUCAGUUGAUGUUGACUCCUGCGAAAUUGUGUCACAUGUUCAAGUGUAUGGCACGUGACUGCAGUUAUACAACAAGCUCGUUAGAGUAUUUCAAAAAGCAUUGCAACGAACAUGAGAGUGUCUGUAUCAAAGAAAAGGCGCCACGACCUUUUGGAUGUCAAAACUGCGCUUAUUGUUGCACAGUUUUAGAUGAUUGGGAGGCAAUGGAAACGCACUUGAUGAAUCGACAUGCACACUGCCGAUAUCAAUGCAGAUUUUGCUUCUACAGAGCUGUAACUCAAUCUUAUGUAGAGCUACAUCAGGCCGUCAGUCAUCCAGGUCAGGUUAUAACUGUGUUGCAAGGCAAGGCAAUUCACGAUAAAAUUCCUGAUGAACGUAUGGAUCGUAACGAGUGUGUAAAACCAUUCAUAUGCCAACAAGAAUGUUGGAAGAGUUUUUACAUUCCCGAGAAGUUUGUUUCACAUUUGAAAACAAAACAUGGUCCACUACUCUCGAUAUACAAGUGCCACUUGUGUGCUCAAACAAGUUUGAAACCAGAGCAGCUUGUGUCGCACUACAAAAUCCAUGGAAUAUACAAAUAUCAAUGCAUGUACUGUGUCAAUGGGUCUGACAUGUUGUGGGAGCUACAUAAUCAUCUUAGCAACGUUCACUGUAAUCUACCACCACAUGUUAUUGAAAGAAACCUUAUGCCACAGGUAUCAAAGGAACAGAAUGUGAUCGAUCAAUUGACUGUAAAAAACGUCGAAGACGAUUUCAAGUUUACAGAUCUUGUUACCAACAUUAAAGAAAUCCCUGAGGAAUGUUGGCAACUCGCAAAACCUCAAUCUCAAUACAAUGACCCAAGUACUUCAAAAAAUUCCAGUGGCACAUCGCCGAACGAGAUAUUCCUAAGCAGCCCAGACAAAGGUGGCAAAAUAAGCUUAUUAAAGAGAAAUCUGUUUUCUGAAAUUUCUGAGAGUGGUGAAACCCAGAAUAACGCUGCAGGAACACUAGCUAUGUCACGUUACACUAUACAGCACUCCAAUGAGGAUGAAAGUCUUGACAAUAGGAUAUCUAUUCCUGAGGUAGACGACUCGAACGAGUAUUGUGUACCGCUAGAUAUAGAACUUCUACCAGAUAAAUUACACGUUGAGAAAUCAAUCGGCAAUCCGUCCUUAAGGGAAUCCCAGGAGUACAGGCUCAAACCUUGUUUAUCAUUUGAAUAUUCUGCCGAUAAUAACAGCGACGGCCGUUCAGAUGUUGGUAACUUGCAAAAGUCACUUCAGGAUUCUGAUUAUAGAAAAACACUAUUAGCUGUUGAAAAUGCUGCAGAUCCAUUGAGUUUGAACAAAUAUUCAAAUUCCGUCGAACAAUUAGUUGGAGAUAAGGGUGUCGAAGGGUCUGACAGCUUGAAGAAUUUCCCGAAUGACGGAUAUUCUGAUUCACCACUAAUAGCUGUAGAUUCAACUGGAAAGAAAGCAGAACUCUCAGAUGAUAGCGAUAUAGAAAUAUUGGAAGACAGCACACAGACUGUAACAAAAUCCAGCACACCCGAAAUCAAAAUGACUGAGAAUGCUGAAACAAAUUCUCAGAUAUCAAUGAGUACUGCAACAACUAGCCAUAAAACUGAGGAAACACAAUCUGUUACGGCAAGCAAUAGCAGCGAUGCAAAUCUGAACGUUAUUUCGAAUACCAACUUUGAAACAACUUCCAACGCAGUUAGGCAACUGCUUACUUUAGAUGAUAUAAAAGAUACAGGGUUUACCGGCACUGACUUGUACAAAUGUGGAAACUAUAAUUGUAGUUUCAAUUCGGAUACACCAGAGCUGUUGAAAUGCCACCUAUCAAGUUGCACAGCCGACAACGACAUUAAAUCCCUAAUUUGUGCUCACUGUAAGAAACGUUUUGUUAAAGUGGGAUUUUUGCUGGAACAUUUGAAGACACACGGCCUCAAACGCUUUGGAUGCUCAUUGUGUCCAAUGAGGUGCACAUUGCCUUAUCAAGCUAUGUCUCACAUGAAGUCUAAACAUAAAUUCGCUUCUAACAAAUUAGUGCCUGCAGACCCCAAGAACCCAUCAACCGAUGGCCUCUUUGUGGUUCAGCCAAUACGUGGAGCGAUAGAGAGAGGAAGGGGGAAAAAACGAACACCCACAAAAGUGUCGGAUAAGGAAAAUGAGAAAUCCAUAGAUGUUGAAAAACUAUCCUUCAGUCCUGAUGAAAUAGAGUCUCUGCCGCGCCAAGCUAUUUAUAAUCGAGAAGUGAUGUGCGCAGUUUGUCCAUACAAAACCAAAGUAAGAACAAACAUGAUUCGACAUCUGCAACUUCAUGCUAAGGAUGAAAGUGUACCUGAAUCUGGUCCUGUGAAUCCAGUGCCAUGUUUGGACAAGAAGGAAAGAAUGUUUGACAAGAUGGUCAACUUGGCUAGCAGUUCUCAUCAAAACGGGCGAAUGGGCAACAAAUCUCGUGACGUGAGCAAAGAGAACACCGAUGAUGCAUCUUUGCCUCAAUUUGUACCAGAACACAAAAGAUAUGUGUGCGGUGUUGCCGAAUGCAAUUACCUGACAGUUGACGACACGAUGUUACGCUGUCAUCUCAAAGCCCUACAUUCAGACGAACCAUAUUUCCGCUGCCCUCACUGCUCAUCACCCCAGCCGGGACAAGAGACCCAAAACAUAGGGAUAGACAAGAUGGGGAUUCACUUGAAAAUGCACGACACUAGAUUAUAUAAAUGCUCUCAUUGUAAUCACCACCAUUAUCACAGGCAUGUCGUGGAGAGACAUCUUACAGACAAGCACGGGGAUAAACGGCCAUUCGUGAAAGUAAUCAGAGAACCGGAAAGCAUUGAAACUACGCAAAACAUACAGGAUGAAAUAGAAGAUGAAGGUCCAGAUCGCGACGGUAACCACUGGAAGUGCAACUUGUGCGAUUACAAGUGCAUGUAUAAAAAUGAGAUGAUUUCACACGCGUCGACAGAACAUGAAGAACGGUCUCAGUUUAAAUGCAGGGAGUGCAGUUACAAGACAACUGGGAAAAUUAAUAUUGAACAACACUUUAUUUCGAGACAUCCCGAAGAGCCUCAAAUAAAAUAUGAUAUGACCUACCAGAAAAUUAAAGGUAGUCUGAAAAAAAUCGGGGAGAUGACAGAUCAAGGCUCAACUGACGAACCAUUUGACACAACACCGCUGUGGAGGCGCGACAUGCCCAGAAUAAGACACAUCCGUGGUAUUCUUCUAGAGGAAGAAGAAGCUGCAGCUGCAACUGAUUCUCCUAUCAAAGGUACCAAGCGUAAGAGCGAAGGAAGCGAUGUUACAGGCAAACAGGCAAAGUUUAAACCCAGUAAAACGACGCCCGGUGAAGUAGGAAAAUCUAGCGAUGAAAAAGUAAAAAUAAUGACAGUCAAAACCACUGAAAUAAAGAAAGGAACUGAACCAAAUAGCCCAAUUAACGAACGAGUGAGCAAGAUUCGUGCUGUGGAUAAAUUACGAUUGUUAGAUAAAACUGAAGAUGAUAAACUACACGAGACCUUGGAAAAUCCGGUGACUGACACUAGCAUUUCUGAAGACUUUAGCGAAUUAAGCGACUCUGAAAUGGGACAGUUUGGCCCUUACGGAAAACCUAAUGGCACUUUGUACGUGUGCACACUCUGCGAAUAUUUUGAGACGAGAUAUAAGCAUGAUUUAAGGGAUCAUCUCUACCGAGAAUUGAAGUACAAAAAGUGGCAUUGCAGAGCUUGUGGAUUUUUAUCUGUGAAUCGUCAUACGUUAGUGAAACAUUUUACUAAACAACAUCCUGGCGAAGAGCCAGCUCAUGAAAUGCUUACUCCCGAUAAUUCGAUUGAGGAGUGGGUAACAACUUUAUUGCAAAGACAGACAAGUAUUAUUAAAGGAUUAACAAAAAAAACUAGUUCAAAAGUAAACGUCGAUAAACUUACUCCAUCCGGGCCUACACAAGUAUGUAGACAGUUCAAGAAGUCUGCGAAAGAAAUUAAUCCCUCUGUACAAACAGUAAUAAAAGAAACUGACGACACUUCGAAAACUUUUGACUUGACACAUGCUAUUAGUAAAUUGCAAGACAGUUCCAUUAAUGCCAAUAUGGAGGCAGAUAUCGACGAUGAGGAUAGUAGAGACAACAACGAUCUUGUCAUUGAUCUGAAAGAUGAUAAUUUAGAAGAAGCUGAAAUACAAGAGGAAAAAACAAUAUCCACCAAAUCUCGAGAGAUCAAAGAUGCAGAAAAACCUCUGUUGUGCAAACAUUGUAACAUGAGGUUUGCCAGGCUACGAGGAUUCAAACUACACGUACAAGUGGCUCAUCUAAAACGUCUGAAUUUCCUUUGUCCAUAUUGCGAUAGAAGUACCAAUUCUGAAGUGUUGAUGCGCCAACACAUUACUGCCAAGCAUCCUGAUUUAUCAGUAAAAAUUAUUCCUAAUCCUGCUGCUGGGGGUCCAGAAUUAACUAAAGAGUUUUGGGAAAAGGAAUAUGGCUUGGUUUGUUCCGGCAAAACGAAAAAACGCAAACGUCAAUCAAGCGCGGAAGAUCUGAACAAAUCAAAGGAUGAUACAGAUAGGGCCGCUUGUCGCGACGUAUGCGAUUUGUGUGGUUUCAGUGCACUGAAUUUAACUGGUUUUAAAGCUCACAUGCGUAUGCACGCAAAUAAAAGUACUAUAAAAUGUGGCCAUUGUGCAUUUAGCGGAUCUGCUGAUACCGACGUUCGGCAGCAUUGGAAAGUCAGUCACCCACAUGCACCAUUUAAAGUUGAAGAACUCUCAACAGCUGGCCCAUCCAAUCGAAGCCCGACUCUGAGUGAAGAAAAAAAGAGAAGCAUCGAAGAAUACAGUGACGACGUUGAAGAAGAACAAGUUCCUUUAGCUGGCGAGACAUCGGAAAAACUUAUCUUUUGCUGUUUUUACUGUAGCUUGCAUAGUAGUUCACUAGAUACUGUUAAAAGUCACUGGAAAAUGAUACAUAAGGAACGAAAAGAUGAAAAUGAUCCUCCAAAAUGGAAAACUGGUUUACCGUUCAAGUACAAAAUGAUGCGCAUGCCGCUGCAAUCCACACCUGAAAAUCUUUUACAAUGCGGCUAUUGUGACAAGAAGGGAGGCAAAGCAACACUGAGGGUCCAUACGCGUCGGAAACACAGUCAUCUACCGCCACGGUUUAUCAAACUAGAUGACAUGGCAGAGGAAGGUUGGACUUGCCAGUGGUGCAAUGAAUUUUGCGAAACAGAGGACAAAAUGAAUCAUCACCAGGACAUGUUCCACUCGCAUUUGCCAUUGCAUUUUAAGAAACAGGAAUGCGAAGAGCAACACAGGGGGUACAGUUGCCCCGAGUGCUCCUUCACCUCCGUAUCCAUUGGGGGUAUGAAAAAACACGUUGUGAAGCAUGUAAACUUUUUAACGUGUAAAUAUUGCAACGCAGCAUUUUCCAGCCAAAACCUGGUAGCAGUGCACAAUGCUGAGUUUCAUCCAGGGUUGGAAUUGAAAAUAGACAGUAUAUCCAAUUAUGAUUCACUCGUUACGAGCAUGAUGGCCAAAGUCAAAUGGAGUAAACCCAAGCAAUCGAUCACGAGUACGACUGUGACCAGAGAAACGAAAGUCGGAACUGAGUCUAAGAAACAUGCUGUUGCUAAGAAGUCAACAGCAAAGCCACCGUCCCGUGUCCAGUUUUUGCCUAACAAAAUGCGAUGUGUUGCGCGAAAAUCUACUAAUACGUUAACAAGGCAUUCGUCAAGCUUUAUGGUUAGUUCAAGCAGAGACCGUUUAGGAGCGAGCUCUCCAAACAGAGAUAAAAGUCCAAUGAGAAGUCCUGCUGGAUUUUCUUACUAUCGCGUCACCAGCCCACCGAUCAGCUUAGCUAGUCUAAGUACAUACAUGUCGGUAGGUGGACAUCAGAUGAAGGUAAAUUGUACGACACUUGGUCAGUUGAUGAACAUAAAUCCCAAAGUAAUAGUGAAAGACCUGAAGCAAGAUCUUAAAAGUUUAUCGAUUCUUUCAAAUCGCACAUAAAAGAGUUUGCGACCAGUAACGAUUGCCCAGUCUCAUGCAUCUCGAGGAUCCAUCAGUACAACUAAUCAUAGGUAUAUUUUUCUGAAUCACGUUUCUUAAAGUACAGAUUACUUGUCUUGAGCAUUAGUACAAACUUGUCAACAAUAUCAUCAGUUUCACAUGUCUAAUCUGAUCUUGAUGUAAUCUCCUAUAUCAUAACGGAAAUGUUUUACUUAUCCUUGGUAUAGGUGCUAAAUUUUCGAAAUAUAUUUUAGCAGUAACUAUUGCAGCGUGCAUAUUCUUUUUAUUUUGUACAAUAGUGAAUUUAUGUUGCGGCAGCAUUUCCCCUGGAA
Messenger RNA from Diprion similis, 15468 nucleotides. RefSeq lists its product as uncharacterized. Gene Ontology annotation, cellular component: nucleus. Bases 743 to 15136 code for a protein of 4797 amino acids. Lineage: Eukaryota; Metazoa; Arthropoda; Insecta; Hymenoptera; Diprionidae. The record is from RefSeq and is a predicted model, not a curated record. The transcript is spliced from 18 exons. Gene Ontology annotation, biological process: regulation of gene expression.